AUGCCGUUUGGUUUAAACAACGCUCCGGCAGAAUUUCAACGCAUGAUGGACUAUGUGCUCUCGGGCCUGAAAGGCACCGAACUCUUCGUCUACCUAGACGACCUAAUUGUUAAUGCAUCUUCCCUCCAUGAACACGGCGUUAGAGUGCGCAGACUUUUUGAGCGUCUGCGGAAAGCAGGACUCACACUUCAGGCUUCCAAAUGUCGUUUCUCAUGCAAAGAGGUCAAUUACUUAGGCCAUAUAAUCACCACUGAUGGCAUUAAGCCAGACCCUGACAAAGUGAUAGCAGGCGUUAGGUCCACUGUAAAAUCGUACGACAGGGUCCUAAGGGAGAGAGAAAACAGCACCCUAGCUGACUCUCAACUUGAACAGACCAAUGAACUCGAACGUGAUGAAGAGGAUAACGAAGAGGACUCGGAUGAUACUGAUGAGAGUAUCGAGAGUGACGGAGAGGGCCAGGAACCUGAGUCGCCUCAGCCCGAUUUCCCAGUUCAAGAGGUGUUAAACCUCACUCCGUUCAAGGAUAUGUACUGGGACAAGGGUGCUUAUCAGUACAUCGAGACUCUCCAGCAUUCUACCUCUGCGCGCAAUCCGCAACUAACCUUACCGAAUUCUAGCAACUCCCCAUCUUUCAGCCAUGAUGAACCUCCUAAUCUCAGCCGAUGGCUUGCUAUCUCCCAUCAGGCUGCAAA
Molecule: messenger RNA, 692 nt
Organism: Chelonus insularis
Lineage: Eukaryota; Metazoa; Arthropoda; Insecta; Hymenoptera; Braconidae
Exons: 2
Source: RefSeq, a predicted model, not a curated record